Neodiprion fabricii is the source of this 2976-nucleotide messenger RNA. RefSeq names its product elongator complex protein 3 (gene Elp3). The record is from RefSeq and is a predicted model, not a curated record. Gene Ontology annotation, biological process: tRNA wobble base 5-methoxycarbonylmethyl-2-thiouridinylation. The transcript is spliced from 10 exons. Lineage: Eukaryota; Metazoa; Arthropoda; Insecta; Hymenoptera; Diprionidae. Gene Ontology annotation, molecular function: iron-sulfur cluster binding; acyltransferase activity, transferring groups other than amino-acyl groups. The coding region runs from base 265 to 1941 and encodes 558 amino acids. Gene Ontology annotation, cellular component: nucleus; elongator holoenzyme complex; cytoplasm.
CGGAUGUCUACCUGUAUCUCUGCCGAAGAUUCAAAAUCUGUCAUUGCAAUCUAACUGUGCAUGUUCAGAGCCGCAACGACUUCUGCGCACGUGCAGGCAAUGUUACAUACGUCAUAAUACGAAGGUCUAGAAUAGAACUGUAUGCUAGUGGGUCGUACGUGACACAUGUUCGAACCUCAAAAUUCUCCUCGGGCUCGAAAAUUGUUUUGAAAUACUUUAAAUAAACCCCUUUGUUGAAACAAAGGCUUAAAGCUCGAAAGAAUCAUGGUUAAGAAGCGUAAAGUCUACACAGAGACGAAAGAAGAACGAAUGAUGAUGACAAUUGGCGAAAUAAUACAAGGCCUUUUGACAGCUCAUGAAGAACGCCGGGACGUUGAUCUGAAUAAAUUGAAAACUAGAAUCUCUUCAAAAUAUGGUCUCUCAUCGUCACCCAGGCUAGUUGAUAUAAUUGCAGCUGUACCUCUGGACGCUAAGAAAAUUCUGUUGCCAAAGCUUAAGGCCAAGCCAAUUAGAACAGCAAGUGGUAUUGCAGUUGUCGCUGUUAUGUGUAAACCACAUAGAUGCCCUCACAUCAACAUGACUGGUAACAUCUGCGUGUAUUGUCCCGGUGGUCCAGAUUCUGAUUUUGAAUAUUCUACACAAUCAUAUACUGGCUAUGAGCCAACAUCAAUGAGAGCAAUACGAGCUCGAUAUAAUCCAUUCUUGCAAACCAGGCAUCGUGUGGAACAAUUGAAGCAAUUGGGCCACAGCGUUGACAAGGUGGAAUUCAUUGUGAUGGGAGGGACGUUCAUGUCCUUGCCAGAAGAUUAUAGAGAUUAUUUCAUAAGGAAUUUGCAUGAUGCUCUGUCAGGUCACGUAAGUGCCAAUGUGGAUGAAGCUGUGAAAUACUCCGAGCGAAGUAGGACAAAGUGUAUUGGAAUUACCAUAGAAACACGCCCUGACUACUGUCUCAAAAGACACCUUUCUGAUAUGCUUAAAUAUGGUUGUACUCGUCUUGAGAUUGGCGUUCAAUCUGUUUACGAAGAUAUUGCACGAGACACCAACAGAGGACACACUGUGCGUGCAGUUUGCGAAAGCUUUCAGCUUUCAAAAGACGCAGGUUUCAAAGUUGUUGCACACAUGAUGCCUGAUUUACCAAAUGUUGAUAUAGAAAGAGAUGUUGAACAGUUUAUGGAAUUUUUUGAAAACCCAGCAUUUCGUGCAGAUGGCCUCAAGAUUUAUCCCACCCUUGUGAUUCGUGGUACAGGGCUUUACGAGUUGUGGAAGACAGGAAGAUACAAGAGCUAUCCUCCUAGUACACUGAUUGACCUUAUUGCACGAAUUCUGUCUCUGGUACCUCCGUGGACUCGGGUGUAUAGAGUGCAGCGAGAUAUUCCCAUGCCCCUUGUCAGCUCUGGCGUAGAGCAUGGUAAUCUUAGAGAGUUGGCCCUGGCUAGAAUGAAAGAUCUAGGUACGGAUUGUAGAGACGUGAGGACUAGAGAAGUGGGAAUUCAAGAAAUACACCGUAAGGUUCGUCCUUACGAAGUUGAGCUUGUUCGCCGCGAUUACGUUGCCAACAAUGGCUGGGAAACUUUUCUAUCUUACGAAGAUCCUACUCAAGACAUUUUGGUCGGAUUGCUAAGGCUCAGAAAAUGCUCCAAUGAAACUUUCAGGCCUGAGUUAAAGGGGAAAUGUUCAAUAGUCCGAGAAUUACACGUUUAUGGAAGCGUAGUACCAGUCAAUGCAAGAGAUCCAACAAAAUUCCAGCAUCAAGGAUUUGGUAUGCUUUUGAUGGAAGAGGCUGAACGUAUCGCUUUAGAGGAGCAUCAAUCUCAUAAGAUCGCAGUCAUAUCAGGUGUCGGAACUCGUAAUUAUUAUAGAAAAAUGGGAUACGAAUUGGAUGGGCCAUACAUGUCUAAAAUGAUGGUAGAUCUCAGACAUAAUCUGAUAAAGAUGGACUAAAGAUCAUGCAUCGUCGCUCCAGUUGUUUUGCGAAUUUAGAGUGAGCACAAAAAGAUCGAUGUACCAUGAUUACCAGAAUGGAGGUUUAGAAAGUAGCUGCAACCAGGGCAGGGGAGUAACAUUCGAUGAUUUGUUAGAAGCAGCAUUUUUCAUAAGUGAGAGGGAAUAGUAGCUUAAUACUGCCGUCCACAUCAAACCCAAACCACCUGUUUUCAUAUCAAAAUUGUCAUUAGUAUUUUCAAGCCAAAACCGUUUGGUGCACAAUACAUAUUAAUGUGAGAAGUAAAAUAUGUAUUAACGUUACAUUGCUUAUAACUGUAACUGGAACAUUUCAAAUCAUUUACAGCAAAACCAACAUCAUUUUCGAAAGUGUUCAUGCCAAUUGCAGCAAUAAGAUCCACAGUUGUCUAAACAACAAACAUGUUGGUGGAUGAAAUAUAAAGCAAUAAUUCCUUAAUUUUUAGCUCAAAACAGUCUCUUGGCAAUACAUUGGAUGUAUUUAAUACCAUGAAGAAAAAUUAUUAGUCAGUUUAAUCAAACUGUCAGCUACGUACAGAUUCAAUUGUUACAGGUUAAAAAUAUACCACGCGAGUCUUUAAUUACCUAAAACUUGAAAAACCUUUGUCCAAUUGUAAGUUUCCAACAAAUAGGAACCCAGAGAUCCAGUAAGAAGAGUACCUAAAGCCGAUCCUGAUGUCAAAAGGCUAAAAAAUGAGGCUCUGUCUGGUUCAUGUAAACGCUGACUGGUCAAACUUAUCAUACUAGGGAAAUGCAUUCCUGUGAAAAAUAAACAUUAGAACUGAAUUGGUAUUUCGAUAUUUAAAUAAUGAUUGUGAAUGCGCCAUCACCUUGAAAGGCGCCGUUCAACAUGCGAACUGCAGCGAUGAAUUUGACUGAUACCUCAUUAUUGGAAAAAGUGUUAAUGAUUGAUGGCAUGAAGAGUGUAGUAAGUGACCAACCAACCGCGGCAAAGAAUAUCACUUUUUGGCCACCAAUUCGGUCACUGAUGAAUCCACUUGCAACUUGUGUUAAGGU